UUUUCAAGUAUCAGUAUGAGAUAAGGUUCGGAGUGUAUACGGUGCAUACUCAGUGUAUGGGUUCAUACACGAAUAUGGGAGAAAAGCUACAACCCAGACUGGAGCUGGUGGAUACAGCAGUACGGUUCCUUGAGAACCCGAAGGUUCAAGGAACAUCAGAACAGAACAAGAGAUCGUUCCUAGCCAAGAAAGGAUUAACAGAACAGGAGAUUUCUCUAGCGUUUAAUCGCUGCAAGGCCUCGAAUAUUCAAGGAGCUGUAGUACCUAGCCAGGAGUACCCUAUCCAACCUAUCCAACAUUAUGGUUUACAGAGUGGGUUUUCUACUAAGCUUCGAGAUUUCAUGAACAUUCUACUAUUAAUCGGUGGAUUCUCUUAUGGAGCAAGAUAUCUAUGGGAGAAAUAUAUCCGGCGCUGGUUGUACGGAGAAGAUGAUGAACCCAACCCAACCCACAUCCUGCUCCAAACAAGUCAAACCCUGCUCCACUCCUUAAACAAGCUCCAGGAUGGAUUGAAUAAGAUCCAGGAGACCUUAGAGAAACUCCAUCUUCAAGAGCGAAGAUCAGAUUCAGAUUCCUUAGAAGUGAAGAAGGAAAUCCAGUCUGUGAAAGGGUUACUCCUCAGCAGUCGUGCAUUCCCUCAGACCCCCACCCUACCAUCAAACCCUGGUAUUCCUUCCUGGCAGCGAGCUUCUAAACCCACACCUUCUCCACAGUCUAAACCAUCUUCUCCAGAACCAAUAUGCAAACCUUUAACUCCGGAACCUGCAUCUAAACCUGACACCGAUGAUUCUAGAUCCCGGACAGGGUUGAUAAUGGAUGCAUCACCACCUAGAGAAGAGUUGAAUGACGCAUCACCACCUAGAGAAGAGUUGAAUGAUGCAUCACCACCUAGAGAGGAAUUGAAGAGUGUAUCACCACCUAGAGAAGGAUUGAAGGAUGCAUUACCACCUAGAGAAGGGUUGAAAGAUGAACCCUCCCAAAGGGACAGAUUGCAGCGGAUCAGCUGUGACGGGAGUACCCGGAGUAGUGGGAAUGAAAGUAGCUGUGCAAGUGAGAUUGAAAUACUAGGACAUGAUAGUGGAGAGGAAGGAACAGGUGGGACGGAGACGGAGCUUCCAGAAGACACGGAGAUUAAGGAUCCUAACCUGGAGUUGGAAAUAUAGAACCUAUGCUGGAAAAAUAUGAUUUCUAUUUAUUUCAAAUAUAAUUAACUAUCUAAACGAAAGUAUACUAUUUUGAAAAUAUUAAUAAAUAUCAUCAAAAGAA
This is a messenger RNA of Eurytemora carolleeae, 1266 nucleotides long. RefSeq names its product peroxisomal membrane protein PEX14 (gene Pex14). The record is from RefSeq and is a predicted model, not a curated record. Gene Ontology annotation, cellular component: peroxisomal membrane; peroxisomal importomer complex. Gene Ontology annotation, molecular function: signaling receptor binding. Gene Ontology annotation, biological process: protein import into peroxisome matrix, docking. The coding region runs from base 57 to 1163 and encodes 368 amino acids. Lineage: Eukaryota; Metazoa; Arthropoda; Copepoda; Calanoida; Temoridae. The transcript has 8 exons.